Closterium sp. NIES-67 is the source of this 1240-nucleotide messenger RNA. The record is from the annotation of a GenBank genome assembly. NCBI's taxonomy places the organism in Eukaryota, Viridiplantae, Streptophyta, Zygnematophyceae, Desmidiales, Closteriaceae.
CUCUGAAAAUCUCGUGCAUUUCAAGGCUCUGGUAAGUGAGGUCAAGUAGGAAGCUCUCCGCGCUCCCCGCCCCCCCCGCAAUGCUCGCUCGUUCCGCCACGCUGCCCUCUCUCCGCAGCAGCACCGGUUUCGUCUCCGCGGCUCGCCGCGCGUCCCAUUCCCCCGCUGCCGUUCCCGCUCGCCGGCCCUCACCUCCGUAUCUCCCGCCUUCCUGUAUUCUCCCCGCUGCGCGCUCCUCCCUCCGCGACGGCGUGAGAGAGACCGCGCGGCCUCGCCCUGCGACGUCUGCGACGCCUGUGACGCCUGCGAUCGCAUCGCCCGCCGCCGUCCGCCUGUUUCGUCGCGCAGCGUCGCAGGGCGUCCGUGCGAUGGCGUCUGGUGACGAAUCUGCCGGGCUGGUGGCGACGCACGGCGAGGACAGCUGCAUCUUCUGCAAGAUCCGCGACGGCAAGAUCCCGUCGCACAAGGUGUUGGAGACGGAGCACGCCCUGGCCAUCCUGGACGCCUUCCCCAUGGCGCGCGGCCACACGCUCAUCAUCCCCAAGAAGCACUAUGCCUUUAUGGAGGACAUGCCGGAGGAGGAGAGCACGCAGCUGCUGAAGCUUCUGCCAGCGGUGUCCAAGGCAGUGCGCCAGGCCACAGGGGCAGAAGGAGUCAACAUCUUCCAGAACAACGGGGGGCCUGCAGGCCAGUUGGUGUUCCAUGUGCAUGUGCACGUGCUGCCUCGCACUGAAGCCGACGGGCUGCUAGCGUUCGGCAAGAGUGGCCCCAUGAUAGCAGCAGAGGAGGCGAAGGAGGUCAAGGAGGCCAUUGCCGCUGCUCUCCCAUCGAACCUGUGACGGGUGACGGCCCCGCCACAGUGCUAGCUAGCUACCAAUGAACUGUCCUCCUCCUGACCGCCGCUGAAGAAUGCACUAGAUGCUCCUUUGGUUCCUACCUACCAAGUGCUGAAGACAGCUUGGGGAGGAGGGGGAGGGGGAGGAACGCCUGCGAUUACUGUGGUCGUGCGCGCUGUGAUUCUGUGAAAGAAUCCAGGACGGGAUAUUGGUAAUUUGGUAAGCAUACCGUUGCUCAGCUCAGCCCAACUACUGUACCUGAGGUCUUGCACGCGUGGUUGCUGCAUUCUACCAGCAGCUUAGAAUGGGCAAGCUUGACAGAGGCAAGUGACUACUGAGGCAUGCCUCAUAAUGGACCAAUGCUAGUACUUCACUAUUCAACCAACUCAGCAGCUGACCACACA